AUGGAGAAUAAUUUGAACAAGAAUUCCGAAGACGCAUUACUAAGAUGGAGGAAGAUAAAUCGUCUUAUAAAGAAUCGUAAGAAAUGGAUUGGUUUCACUGCUGACCUCACCAACACUCUUCCGGAUAUGCGUCUCAAUCAGCCAAAUGGCCUCAAACUACCCUUCCAUGUCAUAAAAGAUUGUACCCAAGACUUCAACAACAAAAAUUUCAUUGGGAAGGGUGGUUAUGGAAGUGUCUACAAGGGAAUCCUCACAUGGGGAGAUCAUAUACACCAACUAGUUGCUGUAAAGCGGCUAGAUGUCAACGGAUUUCAAGGCAACAAGGAGUUUCGAACAGAGGUUGCAAUGCUUUCCGAGUAUCAACACAAAAACAUUAUAAAACUUAUAGGAUUUUGUGAUGAUAACAAGGAGAUGAUCCUUGUUUACGAAUAUGCAAGCCAUGGAAGCCUUGACAAAUAUUUAAGUGACACUACAAUGUCGGGUGGGCUAUCUUGGUCACAACUCCAUAAAAUAUGUAUUGGUGUUGCUUCUGCAUUGGACUAUCUUCAUAACCAAGUGGCUGAAAAACAUAGAAUAAUACAUCGCGAUGUGAAAAGUGCAAAUGUGUUAUUGGAUGAGAAUUGGAAUGCAAAACUUUCCGAUUUUGGUUUGGCUAGAAUAGGUUUAGCAAAUCAACAAAACACCUUUGUGAUCACCAACCCUGCUGGAACAUAUGGUUAUACUGACCCACAAUACGAAAGAACAGGGUUUUUAACCAAAGAGUCGGACGUUUAUUCAUUUGGUGUGGUUUUGUUUGAAGUUUUGUGUGGAAGGUUGGCGUGUGUUUCCAGUUACCAUGAUGAGCGGCGAUUCCUACAUCAUUUGGCUCGAACCUGCUACAAAAAUGGAGAGUUGGAUAAGAUUAUUGAUCAAAGAAUAAAGAAAGAUAUCAAUUCAGGAACAUUAAGCAUGUUUUCAGCUAUUGCAUAUCAAUGCUUACAAGAAACUCGGGAGGAACGACCUACAAUUGCUGAGGUUGCAUUCCAACUUAAGGAAGCCUACAAAAUCAAAUUUACACAAGUUUUCAAGAUAAGAAGAUGAAACCAUCCUCGGUCGAUUCACAAAAAUGAAUCUUUGGUGAGUCUUUAUAAUUAAGGGAGACAUGGAUGAAUUAAAAUCUAAAGUAAAACAUGGGUUUUAUGAUUGUCUAUGGACUGUAUCGUUGAAUAAUCAUCUUAUCAUUACAAUUAAAAUUGUAAGAAAAAAAAUUAAUGCAACCACCUGUAUCAGGAUAUGAAUAAAUGACUAUAAGUCACAUAUCUUAUGUGCAAAAUUGUAAUGUACCCAACCAUAUUGUCACCUAUAAAAGGAGAAGGAAUAAGGCAAAGCCGACAAGUAGUAGAAUGGAAAAUGACGUGGACACAAUUUGGAACCAUAUGGGAUGACCAAGGGCAGAAUAGGGAUUAGCCCCAGAAUAAUCUCUAUUUACGUAAGUGGCGUAUCCAUGUUGAGAGGCAGCUGAUUAUUGUGAGAACAUUCCCGUGGAGAGUGAUGGCUUCUCAAAGUGCUAUUCCAUAUCUUGUAAUUUUAGUAUUUCAAUCAAGCAAUCAUAUUCUGGUUAUCUUCGUGAAUUCUUAUCAUCUUACUGUUUGUUGGGAGUUACCUAUUUGUGGGUUUGAAGGCAUAACAAAAAUUUGACUGUAGAGGCAAUCUUGUUUAUUUUCUACUGCCCUCCAAUGUUGUAAAAAUUAUUGUGGUUUAUUGUAGUAUUUCAAUGUUGUAAGUUCGGUCAGGCUAUAUAUCGGUCAAAAGUUGGUAGCAAUCUACUAUUUGAAAUAUUUAUUUUAGUUUUUUUUAAAUUAUUAAACAUUUUAUGGUGAUGAGGAGUGAAGACUUUAAAGUAGUUUAAC
This is a messenger RNA of Lactuca saligna, 1889 nucleotides long. Lineage: Eukaryota; Viridiplantae; Streptophyta; Magnoliopsida; Asterales; Asteraceae. The record is from the annotation of a GenBank genome assembly.